AUGCUGCACACCGAGGGCCACGCUCUUCUUCGGGCCGUGGGUCAGGGUAAGCUACGCUUGGCCCGUUUGCUUCUGGAGGGGGGCGCCUACGUGAAUGAGGGUGAUGCUCAAGGGGAGACUGCGCUAAUGGCGGCCUGUCGGGCCCGGUACGACGACCCCCAGAACAAGGCACGCAUGGUACGCUACCUUCUGGAGCAAGGCGCGGACCCCAACAUCGCAGAUCGCCUAGGGCGCACGGCGCUCAUGCACGCUUGCGCGGGCGGCGGGGGCGCCGCGGUGGCCUCCCUGCUCCUUGCCCAUGGCGCGGACCCCUCAGUCCGAGAUCACGCCGGCGCCUCGGCGCUUGUCCACGCCCUGGACCGCGGGGACCGAGAGACCCUUGCCACGCUGCUGGACGCCUGCAAGGCCAAGGGCACGGAGGUCAUCAUCAUCACCACUGACACCUCGCCCUCCGGCACCAAGAAGACCCGCCAGUAUCUCAAUUCCCCACCGUCCCCGGGGGUGGAGGACCCCGCUCCCGCUCCUCCUAGCCCCGGGGUCUGCACGUCGCCUUCGGAAAUCCAACUGCAGACUUCAGGAGCGGGAGGACGAGGAUUGUUAUCCCCUCGCGCCCAGGAAGAAGAGGAGAAGAGGGACGUAUUUGAAUUCCCUCUUCCUAAGCCCCCAGAUGACCCCUCCCCUUCCGAGCCACUCCCCAAACCACCCCGCCAUCCUCCAAAACCCCUCAAAAGGCUCAACUCCGAGCCCUGGGGCCUAGUGGCCCCUCCUCAACCUGUCCCGCCUGCCGAAGGGAGGCUGGGGUUCGAGCGCCUGACCGCGGAAUUCAACGGCCUGACCCUGACAGGUCGACCGCGUCUUUCCCGACGUCACAGCACCGAAGGCCCAGAGGACCCGCCCCCGUGGGCGGAGAAAGUGACGGGUGGGGGUCCUCUCUCUCGCAGAAACACAGCGCCAGAAGCUCAGGAGUCGGGCCCCUCUUCAGGGCUGAGGCAGAAACUGAGCCGCAUGGAGUCGGUGGAGCUCGAUACUCCCGGAAAUCUUUGCCCCGACUCGCCCGAGUGCAGCCGCCCGUCCCUGGAGCGCCGCAGAUACAGCGCCUCCCCGCUGACCCUCCCUCCAGCGGGCUCGGUUUCCUCCCCGCGCCAGUCCCAGGAGAGUCUUCCUGGGGCUGUAUCUCCGCUGAGCGGGCGGAGGCGGAGUCCCGGGUUGCUGGAGCGGAGGGGCUCGGGGACGUUGCUCCUGGACCACAUCUCACAAACGCGGCCAGGUUUCCUGCCCCCGCUCAAUGUCAGCCCCCAUCCUCCCAUCCCCGACAUUCGCCCGGGAGGUCGGGCGCCUUCGCUGCCCGCCCCUCCCCAGGCGGGGGCGCCAGGCUCUCCCAGGACCAAGCGCAAGUUGGUGAGACGCCACUCCAUGCAGACUGAGCAGAUCCGCCUGCUAGGGGGCUUCCAGAGUCUAGGCGGGCCAGGGGAGCCUGGGCGCUGA
Messenger RNA from Budorcas taxicolor (takin), 1485 nucleotides. RefSeq names its product ankyrin repeat domain 34A (gene ANKRD34A). The record is from RefSeq and is a predicted model, not a curated record. Gene Ontology annotation, molecular function: protein binding. The transcript has a single exon. The coding region runs from base 1 to 1485 and encodes 494 amino acids. Lineage: Eukaryota; Metazoa; Chordata; Mammalia; Artiodactyla; Bovidae.